Xyrichtys novacula (pearly razorfish) is the source of this 37463-nucleotide messenger RNA. The record is from the annotation of a GenBank genome assembly. Lineage: Eukaryota; Metazoa; Chordata; Actinopteri; Labriformes; Labridae.
GAAUGAGCGCUAUUGUUGAGAAGUUUCGGAGUGUGUGCGCCCCUGAAGGCUGGCGGAGCCGGGUCCCGGACUCUGACAGACGGAGCUGAUCCAGUGUGCUGCACUCACACACCUGAACGGUACAGACUUUUGGACACCUACCACCCUGCUGCAGAAGAGGGGAAGUUUUUAAACGCAUUUUUCCGCUUUUGCACUGAGUGACACGCCAGACAAGUGGAUAAAAAAGUUUGGGUAAAAGCUGCGAGAGCGCAUUCCGGCGGACUUUGGAUUACUGUACCGAGGUAAGCGUCUCCUGCACUUUCUUACUAAACACCCAGAGAAAUGCAUUUUUGUGCACUCUUAGGACAACUGGACAGAUCGGUGAGUCUGCAUGCUCCUCGGUGCAGCUUAAAGUGAUUUUGGUUGCUUUUACGCCACGGAAGCCCCUCUGGUGUUUGGAGUCUUUCAGAUGCUGUGUGAUCGAUUCAAACCUCACAGUUAAUCGGUUACUCUGUGUACACUGACACAUAGAGAAGCUGUGAUAAUCGAUCCAGCUUUCAGGUUCUUUGAGUGCGUUUAAUUUACGCAGCGCGCUUCACAUGUGAAAGCCUCCCCUUGUGGCCCGGUCUCCUCGCAUUCCUCUCCCCGGCGCACGGGUCCCUAUCUCGGGGAAGGAUCAGCCGUCAGACGCGCUCAGAGGGAGGCUCGGACAGAGACACACUGAGAGGAGUGUUUCCUGUGGAGAAAUGUGGAAACAGGAUUAGGUCUUAUCGCUGCUCGUUGCCACAGACCGUGUUUGUGUCGAAUGUAUCGGAUUAGAGGUCGUUAUCUGCCCCUCUGCGCGCUCUGUCAACUCGUGGCUGUUUGUUUUCACCUCAGAUUAGAGACGUUAAUCUGCGUGAUUGGUCCGCUGAUCCCCGGAGACACAUCAACAGGCUCCCUCUAGUUCGGGGUUUUUAAAACUCCUACAUUGUGGUUUCUGCAGGUUUCCUUAACUCCUCUGCAUGUGCAGCUCUCAGGUGUUCAUGCGUAAAGGUGAACGAGGUUUGGAGAAGGAAAUGUUUCAGGUAUUUUUUAAUGAAAUAGUUGCUUUUUAAGAAUAAGAAGAAUAAGAAGAACUUUAUUAAUACCCAAAGGGAAAUUCAGUUGUCUUUUUUUGAAGACUCCAAAAUCAGGAAACUGGACUGUGUAGAGUUGCCUGAUUUUGGAGUCUUCUAGAAAACCAUGACCUGGAUGAAUGAGAAUCUAUAUGGACAAUUGUCUGUUGUCUCACAUAAUAUGUCUCUAAAAGUUAUCUAAUAUUUACACAAGAGUUAUAAAGUCUGAUGGCUGUUGGUACAAAAGAUCUCCUGAAUCUUUCUGUCCUGCAGCCAAGAGAGAAGAACUGUCCACCACCAUUGGCCCUUUUGGUCCAUCAAGGUGUUGUGAAGUGGGUGAUCCAUGUUCUUUAGAAUAGACUCCACCUUCCUCAGUGUAGAUCUCUCCACCACAUCCUCCACUGAGUCCAGCUUUUGAUAUAAUGUUAAAUUUUGUGUUCGUUAAAAAAAAAUCAAUUGGCUCUGGAAAAACGGGCGUUUCGUUUUUAUUAUCAUAAAAUGGAAGACACUUGUUGCAUUAAUCAGCAGUGAACUACUGCAGCUCCACUUUACCUCUUUGCUCUAAAACACUUCUGUAAACUGACAUUCAGGGUCUGUAUUUCAGCAAACACAUAUUCUGUUUUUUUUGUUUUGUUUGUUUUUGAUGCUGGAAUCACAGCUUUGAAACAUUUAAAUAUUAUAUUUUAAUCUGUGAGACCACGACACAGUUACUUUAUCACAUUUUAACCAUUAUUUUGUAUGAUGUAUAAGUAUCAGGAUGGUUUACGAUAAGCAGGGCUGGCAUAUGACUGAUUCAACAUGCCAACAUUGGGACCUGCUUGAUUCCAGAGUCUUGCACCAUGUUGACAGGUCUGCAGGAAGUUGCCGCUUGUUUAUCAUAAGGUGCUGGAGUAAAUUUGUUCUUAUACAGUUUUGACUCCAAGUUAAAUCUAGAAGCAUAGCGGUGUUAUUGUUUUCUAUCACUGUAAGAGCUGAACUGCAGUGUGCUGAAAGAGACUACAAACAAACAAACGUCAUCUUUUUGAUGCAUUAAACCUCACAGCCCUUUUCAUUUGCCUGUCUGGGGUUUAAGUAUAUGAGGCACUGUGAAUGCAGAAUUUUUGCAAACUCUUUCAUAUCACAUGAGGAUCUCUUGAUUCUCUUCAUGUUGCAGGAAAACAAAGCAAACUGAGGCCGCAGGUGUUGCUUUAGAUUAGAGCUGGGCGAUAAACCCAAAAUUUACAGAUACCAAAAUUUACGACAAUAACUGACGUUGUUUUGCCCAUGUCAAUAUUUUCAGUGUCAACAAAAAAAAUAAAUAAAAGUUGGGUUUGGAUGUGUGUAGGUAGGCUAAGAGGGAAAGACAGGUGAGGAGAUGGAGGACGGUUCAAAAGUUGUAGCGGCUGAAGUAGACGAAGUUGAUGUGGGAGGGGGUGAGCAGCUUGUGGAGUAGUUAUCGUCCGUUUAUUGUUAUCGAGGUGAACUGAUCAAUAUAUCGUGAUAUUGAUUUGAAGUCAUAUCGCCAAGCUCUACUUUAGAUUCUGGAAAUCUAUCAGGGGUAUCUUGCAUUUCACAGAUGAAAUGUGGAUGGGUGCGUCUGUUAAUUUAAUUAAAUCAAAAAAGGAAACGCUGCAGCUCCAGCUGGGAUAUUUAGAUGCACAUUGAUAGGUCUUGUUAGAAAUGUUUUUAACUGACAGUAAAACAUUUGAAAAGUUGAUAAAAACACCUUCAUGUCACUGAACUUCAUAUAAUCCUGCACAUGAUGUCACAGGGAUACAUGAGUAGUGCAUCAGGGAGAGUUUGUAUUGCACGUCUCAGAGAAAUCUAAUAACUCCGCUCAUGAGCUGCUGUCUUCACCUCACACUGCACCCUGCUGCCUUCACUGUCCCUGCUCUGCGAGGACCUUCCAGUCCAAUAAAACCUCUCUAAAUUAAUGCUGGUGGGUGAGCGGGGUGUGGAGUAUGAGUUUGGGAAAAGCAAAGAGAGCUGGAGACAGAGCGAUGAGGCUGAGGUGCGUACAGCCGAGAGGGAGAGCAAAGCAAACAUUCCUGACUCGGUGUCUCAGCAAUUUAAUUAAGGUUUUAGUGAGAUGCUGCAGCGAGCACCUCGAGGUGAAGGCUUAACGCUGCACCCCCUCCUCUCCAUUUCCAGCUUGGACUAAUCCAGGGGGUCAGCUAAUAAGUGCUCGGGUCAUGCCACCAUGACAACUAAAUAGGGGUGAACCUGGAGGAAAGCUCCCCAAUCAGAGAGUUAAUAACCCCAUGAAGGAAGUUAAGCGGUACAAGGUGAGGAGGAUGGAGCCGGGGAUUGGACAGUGUGUGUGUGCAUGUGUGUUGUGUGUGUGUGUGUAAGUGAGGCUUCAGUUGUUACCAGCCACACCAACUUAAAGCCCCUCCUCUUACUGGGGUUUAAGAGCGCCCUGUGGUGCUCUGAAGUUACACACUCACCCCCACACCCUCCCCUCAGGGUCACAUUUCGGUCACUGUACCGCUGCUGCUGGAGGACAUUUUACAGGGGAAUAAAAUCAGUGACACAAACGGCUGUUUUUAUUUCCUACACUUUUCAUUUCUUCCUGUAACACGUGAUGCACCGAGGGCGACGCUUUUCUGAACUUUUCGUAAAAAACGGGUGCACUCUGGCUGUUUGAGGGGCAGGGGCGAUAAAAAUAAAAAGGGCACCUCUUGUAUGACAGGCGGGCACCGGGGCACAGAUGUUGUGAUUAAUGAAGAGCUACCUAGUAGCACUACAAAGUGCUUUACUUUGCACCAAAAAGGCAUCUAAUCAUCUUGCAUCCCUUGGUAAGGCAUCCAGAGUUAACCUUUUUAGUAGGGCUGUCCCGAUACAAUAUUAAUAUCGGAUAUCGGUCUAAUAUCAUCAGCUAAAAAACAAAUAUUGGAUUGUAUCAGCCUGUAUCCAAAAUCUCCGGUAUCAUCACUCUGAUACAAGCAGUCCAGAGUCCACUCCAGCACCUCUAGCUAGCGGCACCCAGAUCCAGCAUGCAGAGCCCACAUGAUCACAACAACAGUGUGUACUACGGUACUAACAAAGAAACAAGGAGUCGGAGUGAUGUCGGCUGUGUGGCAGUAUAUUUCGUUAAAGUCCGAAAAAGACAUUGCAGCUGUGUACAAAACUUGUCAUGCAUUUAUUUACUUUUCGGUUUUAUUUGGAAGGGGAUCCUGAGUGCACUUUUUACUGGAACUUUACUGGAAGGACAUCCAGAGUGCUCCUUACCUAUCCAGAUAGCAUAUUUCCAUGCUUUGUAUACUGGGAGGGCAUCCAGAGAGUACUUUUAUACGUUUAGUUUAUCAAGAGGAAAAGCAGAGGGAACUUUUCUAUGUUGUAUCCACAGGGAGACAAUCCAUUAAUUUUUAAAUUCAGGUAGGGAAUCCAGGGUUACAAGAUUUUUCAUAUCCUAGAUGGGCAUCAAGAGGAACUUUUUCACUUGUUUUAUGUCCUUGAAAUGGAUCCAGAAGAGCAUCAGAGUGGGCACCGUCCACAAGUUGUCAUUUGUAAGGGCAUUCAGAGGACUUUUUAUCAUUUUACCACUAGGGGGCCAAUCAGAGGUCAGUUUUCAUGAAUAUUAAAUGAGUGGGGCACAAGAGAUCACUUAUUAUUUACUACAGGGGCAUUUAAGAGGGCAUUCUGCUGUGAUUAUUUCUAUAUAAGGGCACCAGCAGGAGGUAAUUACUCAUUCUCCCUGCUGUUCCCGUCUUGAAUGUUUUUGCUGUGUCUUUUCCUGUUCUCUACAUCCACCGUGUUUUUAACCAGCAGCUGUGACAGCUUUACCGCCGUAGAGAGGCUCGCUCUCAGCCUCACCCCUCCGCUCGAUCUGUUUUCCAUCAUUUGCUCUCAGCCUCAUAUAUAUUCUUACUUAACUCCAUUUUUACAAGUGCCGUUCAGUCUACCUCACGUCCUUUUGAUACCCAGCUCCAUCACAGACGUCUUUUGAAGGGGCGCAGAUUCUGGCGAGCUACAGCGGUGCUGCAGAUAGCGGCGAGGAGUGCUCUUGCGUACUUUAUUCUCGGGUUUGUUUACACAUUUAAAGGAGCUUUUAGUUUGUGGAGAUUUUGGCGUCCCAUGUGGACAAAGUGACGCUACUUAUUUCUCAGAUGGUUUUAUUCUACAUAUGUUAAGGUUAUUUUUCCAGACAUAAAAUCUCAUGUAAGUUUCUCACUGCAGGUCUCAUUUCUCAUAACCCGGGUUUUUUUGAGUUUCAGUGCUUCUUCGGCUUAGCGUUUGCGGUUUAAUCACAACACAAUUAAAGUUAGAAAUCAGCCCAUUACACUUUAAAAUCAGAUGCUAUGUAUAAAGUUCCUACUUCGUACCAGACAGAAUAAAAAUCUUACAUAUUUUUUAUUUGUAAAAAUGAUUGUACUGAACUGGGAGGGAUUCAGGUGGACGUUUCUUAAUUGGAAUUGUGUGAACAGCAGCUUUGAAGACAAAGAGACCACAUCUCACAGUUUUGCGUUUUCUCACCGUCACCAGCAUGUUGAAGCUUGAACACUGCCUUUCUGUUUACUUUAAACACCAAAUCAAGCUGCACAUAAACAUGCGAGGGGAGGAGGUCUGGAUCCGUCCCCCCCUUCUUGCUGUUGUACAGAUGUGUCGUUGAGGUGGGCCGGGGCUGCUUGUCGGCUCAUUUGGGAGCGUUUAAGGAAGCGGGGAACACGCAGAUGGAGCGGACGUCCAGCGUCAGGCCUCUGACUGCUGAUAAAUCAUCCUGUUUUGGGGGGGUUGGGGGCUGACUCCCUCUCCUGAACAGGCCGACCUGGAGCUCUGCAAACACACUGAAACCAUUUACUGCAACACGCUGGUUCUCUAAUGUAGACUUUGCUUUAGUCCUGCAAACUUUUGACUAAUUCGUGUUUCUAAGUUGAGGGGGGAAAAAAGACUCCUCUGCAGGUUUAUCAGUGGAUUUUGCAAAAUUAAAUGCUAAUUGAUUUGGUUAUCUUUCAAACAAACAUGCAUGAAAGUAGCUGGGUCUCUCAGCUGACUUUUCAAACAUGCUAAUUUUAAAACGAUGGCAGCUAGCAUGGUUGCUAAAUGUGUUCUCAGUUAUCAGCACAUAAAAACACUUGUGUUACAUUUUUACAAGUUUCCUCCGACACCUGAGAAAUCCUAGACUCAAACAGACAACCAGCUCACCAGACUUUCCUAGAAUUCGACCCCCCCUUCCUCUUCGGCUUGACCACAGGGGAGGGUUUAGGGGUUGCUACUCCUUUACUAACCCUUGAAGCGUGUCUCUAAAUACCUUCCCCCCUCAUCCUUGCGGUGUGUUGUAUAAACACAGUGGUUCAGUAGGAAGGUAAAGAGCGUGACACAUAUAGACUCCUUGUAACAUUCCUGUGUGGUACCAGGAGGCACUGGGACAGAGAUACCUCCAACAUUCACGUUACCUAAUACAGAAAUACCAGACUGAGACCAUAAUCCCCAUAUGAGCAGGUUCUGCCUCACUUUCUGCUCUUUUUACAGCACAUACGUAGACCCCUAUGUGUGCUGGAUGUGUCUUUAAUAUUUGAAGUGGACACAGUUUUCGAGAAACUGUAAAAUUGGCAGUCAGGAGAUCGAAUUGCAAAGGCAUGACUUGUAAAUUGUGAUCGAAAUGUUGCAUCUUCAUCAAUAUGAUGUGCUUGACAACAAACCUGCACCAUUCGCACUGCACAUGGUUUCCCCUCCAUGCAAUUGGGGGAAACGUAAUUUUAUGCUAAAUUAUGUGCGCCGCAUCUGAAAUUUAACAUGAUCAUCAAUAUCAAUGCGCCAUUAAUGAUUUCUACUCGCACUGUGUGAGCACAAUAACACACAACGGUAUGUCCCACUUGUUGUGAGUCAUCAAGGAGCGCAUCAAAUCCUGUCGGACCCUCUUCCACUAAUGUCAAGGGUAACGUUUAAGCUUAUACACGGUCUGUAUAGCGAGUAGCGCGGGUAACAUAACGUGAAUGUAACAGCGUAGCUCCUGGAGCGGCAAGAGAGUGGGGGUAUCAACGACCCCCACACCACCACAGCUGCCAAAAUUUCUAGAGGAAACACUUCAUGCAUGAAACAAUAUACAGUUUAAGACUGUCAAACUUCAACACUGACAUCAUUAUUAAACUUCUAGAUCAACUGCGAGUGACCAACGAGGUAAACAAGACCAUCAGUGUAAACUUCAAACACUUCUUUAUUGUAGUUCAUUAUGUCUGACUCUUACAAACUGAAGCGUAAUGUUCAGACAAAGUCAUCCUGCUGCUUAUCUUUCAGAAUCUUUAUUUUAUCUGAAAAGUUUGUAUAAAAAAAAAAAAACUCACUUCUAGAAAUCGACAAACUCUCCAGACUAAAGAUAAAGAGUUUAUGUAAACAGAUUGUCUAGAUGACACCUUAUCUGUCUGAGGGCUGUAAGAUAACACACACCUGCGACAUGCAGCAGUUCUUGCACGGCCUGCGGGCGAGGGGAGGAGUCUGUGAGUCGUUACGUGAGCAGGUCUGGGGGUUUGGGUGUGGUAGAUUAGGGGAAGCCCACCUUCCAGCCCUCUUUUUCUGAGCCCUUCACUCUUUUUUUGUGUCCUGGGGGCACAUAGUCUACCUCUCUUUCAUCCCUAUUCAACAGCCCUCAUCCCUCUACACACACAAACACACACAUGCUGACUGGAGGGAGACAGUGACUCUGGGGCUGCAGAGGCCUCACAGAGCUCUUCAAAGAGCGGGGGUCUGGAUCUGAGGGGUUCUAAACAGGUUAAAGUCACAACAGGUGAGGACAGGCGCUGUUUGACACACCAGGCGUGUUGGUUACCAUGGACGCGUGCACUGCAGUGAGGACCACGCUCGUGUCGUGUGUGUGUGUCUGGACGUGUGUUAGAUGGCUGAGCCGCGGUCGCCUCAGGUAAAACCUUGAGCUACCGUUUGUCUGCGCUGCAUGUGGUGUCGUGUUUCUUUUUUACGCUGCUUUUGUCGAGCGGUCGACAUGUAAACUGUGUUACUGUGCAACAGCCAGUCUGGGUGUGUCUGAGCGCAUCUGAACUCAUGAAUUGUUGUUGAAGCGGGUGGAGUAAAAGACGGGGAAGGUUAUUCAUGUUAUUAAAGAAAAUAUGCUGUAAAGAUUCACAUAUUUGCUAAAGAUCUCGCUCGAAGCAAGCAAGAUGGCCUACAGUCAGAGCUGAGAUCCAGUUGAGUGAGUUUUCUUCUAAAAUAUGUGCUCAGUUUGUUCAUUCUUACAGGACUCGUAUGUUGACCUUUUACCUUCAACACGAAUGACGUUAGUUUUAAAGGAAGGAAACAACAACAACAUCAAAUUUUGGCGAAGGAUUUUACAAACUACACCUCACCUACACCCUUCGUAGAAAAGAGUUCCAGCUGUGAAGACGUCAUGACAGUAUGAUCUGAUGGUAGCAUUAGCAAGCAGCUCUAAAUACUCUAAAUUGUACUUUUUCCAGCUGUAGCUUUUCAGUCUUUACUUUGUUAUAAUGACAUUUAUGGCACUUUUUACUGCAAAGAUUCAGGACCUCACAGCGGCAUCAAGACCUCUUUCCUCAAGAAACAAACUGGUGAAAUACACAAUCAGACAGCAGCUAAGUUUGACUCGAUUAGAGAGACCGGAUAAAGACCAUAAAUAACCAGGCGACAUUUAUCACACUGGGUUAGACUGGAGGUCAGAAUCAUCUUAAAGGAGACAUAUAAUGAGUGAUGAGGAAGUCACUGCGCACAAGGGUGGAUCGAAUCGAAAUUAAUGAGCGUAAAUGGAUGUUGAGUCUUUCAUUUGCAGCUUCCUGAAUGGAUAUAAAGUAAAUUACACACUGGAUAGAGUUUAAUUCAUCGCUUGGUGAGAGAUGAUGUGUGAUUGAACCCUAAUGGGUCAGAGUGAGUCAUGCAUUAGUGCAAGUUUAUCAACAGAAGCGUCUGCUAUUUCAGCUGAAUCACGGCUCUGUCUGCAGGUGUGGCAGGAAACUCGUCCUUCAACAAAUUAAACCGGGAAAAUAACGACUGAUGUGACGUUACUGGCCCACAGUCAGACAUUGUGUUUGUGCAGAGUGAUGAGAAGUUAAUCUCGAAGUCUAUUUGCUGAAAGUACAGUUGCUGUCUGUGUUGUACUGACAUCAUGAGCCCUGUACUUCCACUCUUAAACCAAUGUGAAAUUCUCCUGUAUUAUGGUAUUUUACCCAGAAGAAGUACGAAGCAGUAUGGAUAUAUACUGAGGCACUUUUUAGCUCCUUUUUCUUCAUUAGGUCAUAUUGAUGCAGUGGGGGUUAAAUAUGAAAUAAAUAAACCGUGUGGAGGGCUGCUUAAACUAAAAAAGACUCAGUUUCAGAUGACAAAUGAGCAGCAGAAGGAAGUGACCUGAGUCUCAAAUUAUGUGUUUCUCUCACUUAGCGUUGCAACUGAAAAGCUAAGCUAAGCUACUUUACUGUGAGCUGACUUCAUCAUAAAAACAACCAGCACUAGAAAGAGCUACACAUCUGCGUAAAGACGACACAUUGCUGAACGGGAUAAAAGUUUCAAGACAAACGGUAUAAGAACAGGAUUGAAAUCCUAGUGCCACUUAAAUUAUAGGUCUUCAAGGUAUGUUUUAAUUCAUCAACAUCCCUGCUCGCACGAAUAUUUCUGUCCUCUCUUUACAACUUAAUGUGGGAACUUUACAGAAGGGAGAACAGGGAAAUACUGGCGAUAUUAUCAAGGUGAAAACUUUUGCCUGUGCACCUUAACACGUGCAGCUCAGGCUGAAAAUUUUUUGGAAGUUUCCUGAAGUUUUGUGAAGACAGCUAAAGUGACAGAUCUGGAUAUCAUUCACAGAGUUUCUGAGGUGCUCAGCUUCCAGAGCAGUGAGAGUGAAGGUAUUCAAACAACACACGGUGGCGAGUUAUAAGUGUUAGAAACUGUUUCUGUCGAGUCAUCCUAAGUGUUGUUUUAUGGUACGGCAAACUUUAGAUCAAAAAGUAGCAACAAGUACUUUUUAAAAGAAGGUCCUAAGGUGACAGCAUGAAAAAGUUCGGAAAUUUGGAGUCAAAGUAAAACAAAAAAACACUGAUUUUGAAAAUGUAAGAUGAUCACACAAAAGUCCAAAUUACGAAAAAGCUAAAUGCCAGAGAAAGUCCAUAACUUGAAUACUCAUACACCGAUUGUUGAGUAGGCACAGCUCCUCUGUCACUGACACACACACUCUCGAUCACACAUGCAUGCACACACAAUCACAGUGUCUUCCUUGGAGGCCUCAGUGCAGCUGGCAGGGGAUUAAGAGGUCAGGAGUCAGAGGCGAGGACCAGUCAACCCACAGACCGCGACAAGAAACUGACGAAGCAGAAGAGAGAGAGGGAGAGAGAGGGGGAGAGAGAGAGAGAGUGCUGAAUCAGAGCUUACAAAUCACACUCCCAAAAUAAGAAGGAACCUCCUCUUCAGACAGAGGAGGUUGUUUUGGUUCGCCAUGUUUGCUGUCGACCCAAAGCUGACUGUCUGGUGAUGCUCGGACCACCUCGGAGAGACAAGCACAUCAAAGCAGCACGUUCAGGCUUGUGCGAGAAAUUCGUCUGUUUCUCAGUUUGUUUAUCACGACGAGUGCAGGUAAAGGUCAGGAUUUCAACACUCUGAGGCGCUCUCAUUGUCAGACAUCUGAAUAGUUAACGUCAAGUUUAAUAACGAACAGGACAGUGAGCAAAACUGUAUGAAAACAAGAAGGGAUAUUAAAAAAAGAUGAAAGUCAUGGGGUUAAAACGAUUCAAAACUGUAAAAGUGAGAGUGUUUUUGUUCAUUAAACGGCCUCGUCUGGCGCUGCUGUGAGAAAAAGCAAAGGCAGAGCAAAGCACUGUAUUUUCUUCAUGUGGUUUUGUUGGCUGUAAAAAUGGGAGUCAGAUAUUACAAUAUGCAGAGAGGCGUGAAUAAUUACACCGAGCAAACAACUGUGAGUAUGAACUAUCAACACAUCAAAGUUAUUGUUUUGGACUCGAGUUUUAUCCUCAUUAUUCACACGUGGAGCCCAGAAUGGAUAUAGCAAACAAAGUGGGUAUGCUGAUUGUAAAACGUCCAAAAGACAGAGAAAAUAAUUUAUAAUUUGAGUUUAUGUGGCUCUUAAAUGGACCCUUUAUCUGCCCACUGAACCCAGUGCAACUGUCUCCGUGGGCGAGCCUGUUUUCCUUCCCUUUUUGAACGUGGACAUGUUGUUCACAGAUGAGACGCCACUUCAAAGAGUUGCUAAGUGGAUCAAGAGUUAUGCUGCAGCAGCGUUUUAAUCCAGACUGGCAGGGCGGGGGAUGGGGGUGGGGGGGUACUGUGUGAACUGGCCUGUUCGGUAGACUGACAAGAUUAUUAAGUAUAGAGGAUAAAAUUUUGUCUUUUUCAUGUUCAAUGAAAAUGAAGCUGAAACACUCAGAGCUCCCCCUGGUGGCCGGCUGCAGUAUGAGUAUUUAGAUUAAGAAAUCUUGGCUUAAAAAUAAGUCACCAGAUCAGUGUUAGCGGAGAUUUGGUAUCACUUUUUCUCACUGGGAGGAGAUGGAGGUGCAUCAUCCAUAUUUAGGAAUAACUGGGUUUUGGUCACGUGAUUAUGAUGACACGAGAAGGCGGGGGCGCUUUCAGAUGGAGGGCAGGAAGUAAACAUGGAGAACACGUACAUAGAGCAAACCACUGCAGAGAGUCGGUUUUGUACGAAUGUAGAUCCAAUUUCAAGACAAAGAUACGAGCAAUUAAUUAGCAAAUACGUUGGAUGUGAGUUUUCAAGAUUUGCCGACAAUCAAGGCUGUUGAUAUCACCAACUAUCUGGUCCUUCAGACAUCCCACGACACCAAACAGCAGAUGAAAGCCUUUAAAAGUCUGGAGGCAUAUGACUUUUUUGUCAGCAGUUGGGUCCACAACCUCGAAACGAAAUGUUUUUUCGGUUAGUAACCGAAGUUGACUGUCGGAGCCCAGUCUACCGACUCAACGUCGCCCAAAGCGCGAGGGCAGCCUAAAAAGUCCAGAUGAAGUCCAAAUAAGUCUACCAAUAACUUAAUCCUAAUUAGUAUGUAAAACGACCACAGACAUCGGUUUAAAAUACACAUUUUACGGCGUUGUUCUGUGAAUUUUCUCAUCUUUGUGUGCGAAGAUCUUAGGCACUCGAUAAAACUUAUAUUCCUUUUCACGAUUCAAACAAUUCCAGCAGCCGUAAAGCCCACAAAACAUCGGCAUUCUCUCAGACAAAUCUUCAGUAAAUAAACAGUAAAGAAACACUUCCUGCCCUCCAUCUGAAUUUCGCGCUCUCGCAGUGCAACAUUAUGACAUCACGUAAAACCCGGCUAUUAGCUGGCACACUAAAACAUAUACCCUAGGUAAAGUCAUUGUACAUCAGUCAUUAUUUGAGGAAAUAAAUUGCACGAAAUGAAAAGAUUCAAAUUAUUACUCUUGUAGUCCAAUACCCGCUGGACUCGUUAUUAAAUUUAACCGAGGAGACUGUGUUUAUUUCUUUCUGUCAGUUCUGUGUAAUCAGUGAAUGCGUUAGCCAUGGCUGCUAGCUAAACCAAGACCCUCCAUAAACACAGACGGACCAGCUCAAGUCCAAGACAAGCAGUCAGCGGGUCAGUCUGCUGCAGGAACGCCGCUCUUUACCAAAACACACCAGACUGUUGCUCUCAUUGGAACAGAUGGGACGAAUUAAACAAACUGAGGUUGCAGAGAUUGAUGGAGUCAUUUCACAGCCUCAUAGCAAGACAAUGAACUUAAUAUAUCCGUGUGGAGUUUGAGUAAGUCGAUGCUUAUUUUGGAGACUUCCUGAAAUUCCCCGAUCAUCACAAUUUGACUGCUGCAAUCAUUCAGAAAGGCUGGAAAGGUCCAUAUAAUAUGCUGCAACUCCUCAAGCUUCACAGCGGUGACUGAUAAACCAAACAUACCAUUAACUAAACUUGUUGCCCAAUCUGGAAUCUGGUCAUAUAAAUGUCUGCCUCAUUAGAGUGAGUCACAACCGGGCUGAGGGGAAACAAAUGCAGCGCAGUCUGUCAGCCAAAGGGCAACAACACAUCAGGGAUGGUGUGCCGGACAGCUGGGUAAGCAAACAACACGGCGCAUUGAGACAUAACUGUGAGUCUGCUCAGUAAUGACCCCACAGUUGAUCAAACAUACAGUAUUUUCAUAAUUAGCAGUUUGAAGAACAGCUGAGCCUACAGAGGCGUUUACAGGACUUCAUCUGAACCGUUUUUGUGGCUCACCUCGUUCUUACUCGAUAAAUUUUCAGUUUGUAUCAGAAGCAUCAGAGGGGCAAAAACUUGAACAAAAGUUAUUAUAUAAUAUGGUUCUGGUCCAAUACUGUGGGACUAGUUUGGCCAAAUGUUUGCUCCAUUUGGGCGCAGUGACUGUAAGAAAUAAGAGCCAUUGAAAGAAAGUACCUAAAGGUGCAGUAUGUAGUAUGGGAACAGUAAUAUUUAUACAUACGCUUGAAGGAAAUUAACUAAUGGACAUUUUUCGCUGUAAUAAGUGGAAUAUCAUAAUUUUGCAUCACAGGAGCUUUUUGUCCUUGAAGGUAGGGGUGUCCCGAUACAACUUUUUUACUUCCGAUACGAUACAGAUAUUGUAGCCUUCAGUAUUGGCUGAUGGCACAAACUUGUGCAUGACAAGUUUUGCACUCAGUUGCAAUGUUUUUUUGGAAUUUAACGAAAAAUAGUGCCACACAGCCGACAUUACUCCCUCACACUGUUGUUGUGAUUACGUGGGCUCUGCAUGCUGCUAGAUAGAGGUGCCGGAACGGAGUCUGGAAUGGACUGCUUGUAUCAGAGUUCUGAUAACCGAGAUAUCCGUUUUUCUUUUGCUGAUAUCGGACCGAUAUCCGAUAUAAAUAUUGUAUCGGUUCGAAUGGUUUCCUACUUGAAGGCCAACAUUGCCUCACUGACCAGAGGGGUGAGCAAGGGAGUUUUUCAACACACACUCUGACAAGAAAAGUAUUUCUUAGUGAAAUGUACCAUCCUAAAGUGCAGUGCUGUCGAAAUUUUCCUACAGGGUGUCAGCAGGAAGCAGGAAGACACUGCAGCGGCAACUACAGUCAGCAAUAAGGGACAAAAUGGUUCGCAAGUCUAAAAGAAUCAGGUAUUUAUUUCAGACCUUAUUGUGAUCCUAUUGUGAUCUACGUUUUAACACGGUUACAUGAUCCUGAUGAUAGAGACAGAUGCAGACCUGAUGGAUUGUUGUCAAAUGCAAUCUUCCUGAUUUGUACAUACACUUUUUUCUUUGCUCACACUCAGACUCACACCAUGUUUGGGUUUGUUGUCCAGCAGUUUUACUGACGUGUUAAAACUCACAGAUUUUCCCAUGUGUUUGAACCGACCCGAUAUUAUCUCCAAAGGAAAGUUACAGGAGCGCAACGUCCCUCUAACUGGCCCGUUUAACUCCUUUAAAACUCAUCUAAGCUUCAAACACUUAAAACUUUUUAAGUAUAAAGAUAAAAAUCGGAUCUCUAUUAGUCUCUUCUGCUCUACGGUUAAUUUCUUCUUCUAUAUCAUUAAACUUUCACGUCAGAAAUGACUCAAAAAUACUUCCAAAACACAGAAAUCAAUUAUGCUAUCAACGGAAAAUCAAACGAGGUCACUUGUAGCUGUGAGGGGAGCAAGUCUGCGUGUUUUUGUGUGUGUGUGUAAGUGUGUGUAUACUUCAUCCAUCCACACAAACACAACAUCGUUUUUCUCCCCAUUUCCUGUGUAAAUUUCCCAUCAAGCCUCAGGGCGUCUUUCAAAGUCGUGUGUCAGCGCCUGCUCUGCAGCCGAGCGUGAAGUCGCCAUUCCUUCACAUUUCUGGCCUCCGUUCACUCUUAACAUGGUGUGUGGUGAGGACAGCAGGAGACUCGGCAUAAGGUUGAUAUGUUUGCAACCGAAAACAACCAAAGAAACCAAACAAGCAAAAGCAUUUGAUAAAAAAUUUUUUUACCAGUGCCUAAAAGUUUAUUUUUUUCUACUUUUUUCCAUUUUUUGUGGAUGUUUUGACACUUUAAAAUGUCAGAUUAGGACAUAGUUUUAUAGUUUAAACAAGAAACUGGUUGAUUUUAGAGCAGGGUGCUGGUUUCACAACUUUAACUUUUGAAAGUCUUUGACAGCACUUUCUUUAACUCCUCCCCUUUUCACACCUUGAUUCUCGGGUCGUCCUUCAUAUUUUUCACUCUUCUCACGAAGCUUCUUUCUUCUUUUGUUUGCCUGUUUGCUCUAAAUUAUCUUGAAUUGGGAUAUUUUUACACCAAAGUCGGUGUAAACGGAUGUUAAAGUUAGUCUCUUUGGAGUUUAGGUUGCUCAUUCAAAGUUUUAGGCGUUUGAUCAGACUCUUGGCUAAUCCUGCCUGUGUGGAUUGUACUUACAUACAGUAUAAGUAAUAGGCUCCAAUAUGAAAUCAUUUUAAGAAAAUAUUCAGGCCCACAAAUCUUAAUCAGAUUAUUUGAUUAUGACGAUGUUAAAAAAAUUAAAAUGCUUGAAUCAAUUUUCCUCUUUAUCUUGUCUCGCACCUCCAGGCCACCGUAGGCUCCCCCUUCCUGCAGGAGUACCCCACAGAAAAAAAUCAGGAUUUUAUUUUAUGGCCAAAAUCGUGCAGCUCUAGGCCCUACUUCGUCAUCUUGAACUUUCAAGGGUCAAAGUGACAAAAACAAAACAAAAACUAACACCGCGUGUCAACAAGUCUUCAUCUCCAGACUUAAUUUGAAGUGUGUUUCGCUUGCAAGCUUUGAUGACAUUCAAUAAUGAAGAGACUUUUUUUUUUUUUAUAUCAAGUUUAAGUUCACCCACUUUCUUGCGAAACAAGAAAAGUAUCAGUAGAAAUAAAUCCUGUAAGUCCAGGGGCAGAAAAUACCAUCCCACCUUAAAAAAAACAAACACAGGGGGCAAGACAGAGUGUUAACAUGACCUCUGACCUCAUGCAACUGAAUCACCGGUGGGGUUAUUUGAGCUGCUUUUUGAGCACCACUUACAGCUGCAGAGACGCACAGUACAGUCGACUUCACACGGGACUCAGAGUGAGCAGCUCCGUAUUUAAGGUGAACGUUCACGAGUGUGUUUCCCUGCCGACUGUGAGACGUGAGCAGACAAAAGAGGGUCUGGUUUCUGUCUUGAUUAACGGCCUGUCGACGAGAUAAGCGCUCUGAUUAAUUUACGUGUUUAUGUGUGAUGUCAUCAGCAGUCCAAACCAAUCAAAUUUGAGAGUUUGGGUAAACAGUCAUGGUUUCUGCAGAAGAGAGUCACUACAUGACUGCUCCAUGAAGACUGACUUUCUGCACAUUACUCAUCUGGCUCAGCAGGGCCGCUCUGUAGCCACCCUCCACCCUGUGCAAAUUACGAUAAGGAUCUACUCUUGUAAACUUGUAAACCAAGCAGACGUCCAGACAUGACUCUGAGCAGCACCGGAAAGAGUUAAAAAAUCAGAUUUGUCUGUUCCUGCGGUAAAGGCGGCCUUUGUUUCAGGGUCGUGAACCGGCCGAGGUCACUGGCUUCAACUGAGCCAAACAAACACACACGCGGUUCAGUUUGCACUAAUUGAUUCCUCUCUCCAGCAGGGACAAGAAUGAGAGCUGGUGUGUGUCUAAGUGUGUGUGUUUACUUUAAAGAGUCUAUCAGGAGUUUAAGUAAAUAGAUAAGUGACAAAGUAAACACCCAUCCCACACACACACACACACACAGAGGCCAACACAACUUCCUGGUUAACAGUUCGUAUCACAAACUAUGAGCUUUCUCUUGGUUCAUAAUCUCAAGGUGAACCCUUUCGCCAAUUAUAAUCCAAUUAUGAGUGUGUGUGUGCGUGAACAUGUGUGCGUCCUGACUGGCAGUUUUUCUAGAAGUCCCCUCAGCAGUAAAUCCGUCCCCACUCUCUGACCUAACUCGGGGUUAAUGAGGUGAUCCAGCAGCAGGGGGGAGACGGCUGGCAAAGACUUGGGCUGUGUUUCACUUUCUGUGCGAGUACAUGUUGCAGAGGCAGCGUACACGGCGUGAAGGUGUGUUUGCACGAGACAAAUAGGAUCUGCAGUCGUGGGAUUGUAAAUAACGGCGCUGAUUGUUUGUGAUUUUCCGGUGUGAAUGCGCUCUGCCUGUAAAUUUCCAGCUCUAAUGACUGAGCAGGUUUUGGUGAUGACAGAAGUCCCAUGAUAACACCAGAGCGUGCAGUUCGUAACCUACUGCAGAGGUCGUAAUGGAGUCACAGGGGCUUUUCUUUGCACAGAUUUCAAAUAUAAAUGUGCAAAAACUUUGCAAGUUCUUCAAUAAAGUCCAAUAUAAAAUGUAUUCUGCACAAAAAUGUCUGGUACAGUUGUAAUUAUUCUUCACUAAAGCUGACAGCGAAGUACAAAGCUGACAGGUGUUUACAUGCUGACUUUUCUGUCAUGCAUGGGUCCUUAUUGAGCCUGAGUGCCAAGAUCACAGUUUGAUGAGACCCUUUUUCUGAUUUAAACAAGCCCUAAAAUCUGCAGAAUAAAGUCCACUUACAGACUGUGUGAUCCAAUAUGGACAUUCUUGCAAGAGUGCAGAAGAGCUGAAAUCAACAUUUGGGCUCCUGUGAGGAUUGUUGUGUUUGUGUUAACUUUGGCGCCCCCUGUGGACAAAGCAGUUUAGCUCAUUUUGUCCACUUCACGCUAAAGUAAAAUCUCAUCCUGCUGACUUUCAACCAGCGAAUCUUUCAUUUAUUUAAAAAUGACAACAAUGCUACUAAUUAAAAAAGUUAAGAGCACACAAAGAACUUUAGGGGCACAAUGAAAAUUUUUCAAAUAAUGUUGGUCUUGUGGUCGACAUAAGUACUAUUAUUUGAAAUCAAUUUUAGGUCAAUUGGUCACAUGACAUGGAAGCUAUUGAAGGUAAACAACCUUUUCUGAGAACAUCAACCGGUAAUUUUUUAAUGGUAUUCAACACCCGACGUGACAGCAUAGGAUGCCAUGUAGAUUUAACCGCGCUGCUGUUACUAUUCCUGGUUAUGGAGAGGAGAAGACACCAGUAGAUCUGCAGUGAAUGUCCGUCGAAUAUCCAACCUCAAACUAACUUAACCGUGGUAUUUACAUGAAAAAACAUUUGUGGCCUCAGCUAAAUUUUUUAUGCACACAUGUGACCCUAAAUACAUUUUACAAUUCGCACACAUCUAUUUUUAGUUGCAAAUGCGAGUGAAAUGGUCGCCCUGUCGAGCCCUGACCAUAAACUCUCAAAAUUAACUGUCGUGUCCUCUUUUUGGGGAUUCAAAAUAUGGUUCACCAUAAUGUUUCAGUUAAAUGUUAAAAGAUACACGAUCCGACCCGCAAAACUCUCAAAAUUAACAGUCGUGUCCUCUUUUUGGGGAUUCAAAAUAUGGUCACCAUAAUGUUUCAUAAAUAUUAAAAACUAACUUUGCAGUCUUGAACAAAGGCCCAAUUCCAGAUAAGCUCAGUCCAGUUGCCACAAACACAACUCCUCAUUCUGGACCAAGUAUGAAAACAGUGCCACAGCAUGCUUCAGUAAGAUGAGAACCGGGUUUAGUGUUUGUAUUAAAGCAGAGAUAAGCAGCAAUGCUACAGUAUGUGUCCGGACUUGCAGAUGCUGGAAGGGAGGCAUCCACCACCCCUGACUCGCCCCCACAGUCCAGCCCAACCUGCACCCUGCCAGAGGCCACACUUUGGUAACUGACAGCUGGGCUUAACAAGCGUGAAGGGGCCCCUUUAUGGGUAAGAGUCCCACAGGUGAUCAUCAGUCAGUAAUCAGGCCUGGAGGAGGGAUGGAGGGAGGCAGGAGAUAAAGGGGUGACGAGUGGUGAUAAGUGAAGUAUGUGUGACUCUGAAGCUGUAAGAUGUCAGGGUGCAGUCGGGAAGAGAUUCAUGAAGAAGUUUUGUGCGCGGAAAACAAGGCGAGUGGAAAACACCGCCAACCUCUCCAGGAAAAUAUUUACUGCUUCUGCGGCUUCUGUCGGCAUCUCGGCUUCAGGCUAGAUGCCGUUUCCAGAUGUAAACGGCUCAUUAAGAUGAGCGACAAGUGAUGGCGGGGCAGGAACUGACAGAUCAGAGCAGUAGGAGUGAAGAACUAAUAAUACACCUCACUACUUUGAGAUGAUAGGUUCAGCCUAUAGUACCCCCUAAAAUACUUUCUUACCUUGUCUUUAUGGACCCCAGAUUUGGGAAUUGUGUUCAAGGUGACCCCUCAAACUCAGUUUUUCAGCUGUUCCUGUGAGUUACAGACCGUGCAUACUUACUGACGACUGCAGAGGUUUUAUUGAGUACUCAGAAACAUGUCUGAGUAACUACACGAUCCGAUACUUCCACGGAAGGAUUACACAAAUUUGUACAAGCAGCUGGAAGGGUAGGAAAGAAAAGUGUGGACAUGUUUAAGAGGGUUGCUUGUUCUGCCAGUUGCCUGCUGGCACACCUGUAUGAAGGCGAGUACAGGUGACAGGCUAAUUUUCAGUCGUUGACAGACAGUUUCGGGCUCGGAGCCAGUGGAGCGUGCAGGCAUAUAAAAACACACAGUCAACCUUUUCAUUCAGGACUGCUUUGGAGCGGCGACCGCAGGAGGACUCGGCGUGCUUGUGGCGCCGCGUCGCUGGCGUUAAGACUUUCAUCACCUCAGUGGAAAAACCGGUGUCGCAAAGAGUCAACCAGGAGCAGGGUGUGUGCCCAACUGUGCCACGAGCAAACACCAACCUGCUCUCCUCUUCUUCUACUUCCUUUGAUACUCUGUGCUUCAUGCAAACUGUGCUCACAUGGAGAGUUUGUGCAAUCCAAAGUAGACCAACUCUAGUCUCCUUAGAUUUCUAUUCAAGAAGUUUAUUCAUUUAAACUCUGAUUGCAUGGACAUGUAAUUGGAUUAAGACCUUGUAUGGUUUGUGAACUAUGGAUGGCUGUAUGGAUAACAGGGUUCACAUUGAGGUUAGCUGCAAAAAAAGGACCGCUAAUACCGCUAAUUGUUUGUAGCUGUAAAAUCACAAAAAGAGGUUGAAGUUUUCAAAGCAUUCAACAAAAUGUUUCACAAGAGGCGCAUUUUUACAUUUUCACUCUAAAUAGUCACAAAAAGUUGAAGUUUCAUUGUCAAAAGUCAGCCGAAUGAGUCAAUGUGUCUUAGAAAACAUUCAAGAAAUGUUAGUACACCUGUGUAGAUCUGCAAAUAAAAGUCUGUUUCACUAAGAAUCAUAAACUGUGCAGAAAACUUGUUUAGUGUGGAAUAAUCAUGAUUGUUGCUUAUCUUGAACUGGAGUAUGUUGGUGUACUCUGUACCUGACGUGGGCUUCGCUAUAAGCCAGCUCCCUGUAGCUCCGAGUCAGUGGAGUCAUGGGUCAAGGCUUCAGUUUGUCUCCUACUCCUCAAGGUUAGACCACAAGGAAGUUGGUGAGUUAAGAUUACAAACUCAAUCUUUCAAGAAUGGGUCAAAACAUGUUCUACCAAAGUAAAGGUUUUGUAACUGUAAAGACUGCAAUGAGUGAGUCAGCUGGCGGAAAUACCAGAGCUCUAAUAAUGAAAUACCAAAAGGCAAUUAAAGGUUUCCUGAAGUUUCACCUGUUGAACUGUGAGAAAGGCUUUUGUUUCUAUUCCUCUGAAACUUUAACAAACACACAAACUUCUCUAGUAUCAGAAAGUUGUCUCAGCAGUUCUAUUUAGAUCUAUUUCAUCUGGAAUCCAAAUCUGCCUGUUCGGUUUUGCCCACAAACUUCUCUGCAGAUUAUAACAGGCAGCGUCUGGUAUUUUUCUGGCGAGGGGUUGAUCCACUGAUCCCUUUACAGCAAACUUUCCAAAACUCCAGGGCUGAAGGAUCGAGGUCUGACAAGCAGCAACAGCACACCUUAAUGUCACUCUACAUGUUUAUCAUAGCAGCAGCAGCAUAGUUGGCAUCUCUGCCAUACCUGACUCAGACAGCAAAAAACACACUGGCGUCGCUAAGGCUGCCUGGGCCACUGAUGAUGAUGAUGAUGAUGAUGAUGAUGGACUCAUUAACUGCAGUUAGUGCAGUCUAUGUCAUAACCUGUAUUGACCUGAAUUUAAGAUGGACUUUUUCACUCAUGACACAUCUGAAAAAAUCGGAUCGUCUUACUGUAAAAUCCACUCCUUCCGUGAGAUCGACAGUGUGUAUCUGUAACAUCCAGGUUUUCUACUCUACUUUAAAUUUCCAGAGACUAUCCAGAUCUAAUCCUUUAAAAAUGUAGAUAUUUUGUGAUGAUUUGUGUGGAAUAUUUUUAGGGAAAUAAUGCUAUUUCUGUUGUUAGUUGGCCAUGCUAAUAAAGGCUCCCAUCUCGGUUUUGGUUCAUUAACCAUUUAGAGGCAAAUUUGGUGAUCACUUGACCUGUAAAGGUUCAGUGAGAAGCCAUGCAACCUAUGACAUACAUCACAGCCUGCACAUGGUGUAGAAAUCUAAAAUACAGAACUGUUUAAGUAGAUAUAUCAUUGCGGGCACUGCUCUGCACACUCCUCUUCACGCUAGCUUGCAGCCUAACAUUGCCGGUGAAGUAGAAGUGGCAGGUAACAUAGGAACUAUUCAGCUCUCAGACACUGUCUUUAGUGGCAUGGUGAAAGCCAAUAUCAUAAUUAGCUUUCUUACGAGCAUUGCAAUCUGCUAAUGUACACGCUUGUUCCGCAAUUGUCCUUUCUAUUUCUCUGAGUCUGACCUGCAUAGCAGAGUUCAGGGGGCGGAGUUUGGAUUUGCUAUGAAGGAAACUUCACUGUCUGAACCUGCUGUUUGGGUCUGCCAGAGAUUCACAGCAAUUUGAAUGCAGAAAUACUCAGAAAUUGCAGAAAUGCAAUUUUCACUUAUUAUUCUCAUAUGUCCUGGAGUGUCUGAAAAAGGCCAUAUGAACAAGUAGACAACAAGAGAAACAUGAUUUUAAGUAAAAUAUCAUCCCGCUGACUUUCAACCAGCAAAUCUAUCAUUUAUUUAAAAAUGACAACAUAAAAAUUAUCUGCUAGAAAUCCAAAAUACAGAACUGUUUAAGUAGAUAUACCACUGCGGGUUAAUUCUAGUAUCAAUAGAUCUGUGCUCUUUUUUGUGCUUGAUUUACACAUGAUCAUUUUGUAUUUCAUUCAGCUGCCAAAAUCAUGAUACUGACAAGAGUAUGCAUAUCGAUCAUUACAGUCAGAUUAGCAAGAUUAAGAUGCAAGAUUGAGGGGUGAAUAACAGCUAACAUCUCGACCAAUCAUUUGUGGACAUCUGUUUCUAGAGGGCAACAAAAGCUCACUAGUAUCUACAUGAUAAUUUGGCAUGUUUCUUAAGCUGCUGGAAAAACCUAAUCUCUUCUACUGUCUCUCAGAAAUCUGCUCAUGAAAAGUUCUAUUAAUAGUUUGUGUUGUGCUGAAGUCGAGCUGUGAAAAUAUGAGCGCAGCAUUCUUGGGGCAGACACCAGAACCUCACCAUGACCCUGGCUGUGACCUGUGACCUCUGAACUUUGACUUCCACAUGGAGGCUAAAGAAUUACUGAGCUGUAUGUAAACCCAUUUCUGUCCAAGACAAAGAAGCUGACUGUUCGGCCUUCAGUUACUCGCGUUGAUGCAGGAAAAUCAUCAGAGACAGAAUCGCCACGGUCAAAGUCAAACAUACAAAGGGGGAUUAGGGCCACAUGAAGAAAAAAAAAAAUUACAAGAAGGAGGUUAAAGUCGAAAUUUCGAGAUUAAAGUCAUAAAUUCGAGAUUAAAAAAAUCAAAAUUAUGUCAAUAAAGUUGAAACUUCGAGAUUAAAGUUAAAACUUUGAGAUUACCAGAUGUCAAAAUGUUGUGAUUAAUGUUAAAUACGAGAUUAAAAAAAAAAAGAUUUUGAGAUUAAAGUCAAAAUUUUUUAGAUUAAAGUUAUAACUUUGAGAUUAAAAAAAAAAUCUAAAUUAUGUCAAUAAGGUUGAAAUUUUGAUAUUAAAAACUGAAAUUUCAACAUAAAGUCAAAGUUUUAAAAGAUUAAAAAUUUGAGGUUGAAGUCGAAAUUAUGAGAUCAAAGUUGUAAUUUUGAGAUUAAAAAUCGACAAUUAUGUCAAUAAAGCCGAAAUUUCAAAUUUAAAAAUUUAAAUUUCAAGAUUACAAAAUGUCAGGAAUAAUGUUGAAAAUUUGAGAUUAAAAAAAUUAGAAUUUUGAGAUUAAAGCAAAAUUUUGAAAUUAAAGUCAACAAGAAUAAAUUUGAAAUUUUAUCAGCUGAAUCGUUACCUCAAGAUUAGAAUCGAAAUUAGGAGAUUAAAGUCAUUGCAAAUAAAGAUGAAAUUUUAUGAGUAAAGUCAUAAUGUUGAGAUUAAUGAUAAUGAAUCAACAGCACUGUCGCUCCUCACUCAACGACAUGUCCAGUUUCGCCAGGGUUUGGCCCUUAAAUGACAAGAUUAAGAAGGACAUCAGCUCACAGAGAAUAUGUGAGAUUCACCAAAGAGUCAGAGAGUGGUGGAUGUAAUCAAUUUUUAAAGGACAGUUCCACUGUUUUCUGGCUCUUUAGCUUGAACAAAUAUCAUCCUCAUGAGUCUCCAACCAUGUCAGACCUCAUCACAGCUGUCACUCUACAGUCUAGACAGCAGUUGUCACCACUCAGGUGUUAACGGCUGCAGCGAUCAUGAUUAAGGUUCUGCGGAUGUCUCACAGCCUCUGUUUAGUUCAUGUCAUAAAACUUUGCAGCUCUGCACUAAACAGCCUCGUGGAUUAGUUUCAUCAGGAGAUGGAGAGAAAGUACUGCGUAGGAUAAACCUCACCUAUGGCAUCCACACGUUUGAUGUACAGGGCGUUUCUUUCAGCUCAAAUUUGCAAGGUUGAAAUUUAUUAAAUGAAAUUGUUGUUUUUGCACUUUGUAGAGAAUGAUUUAGAUUAAGACAUUCAGUAACUGAUUGUACGGGUCGGCUUUUCAGAAUAUUCCACUUCGGGGAGUUUCUGCGUUGUUUGAGUUGGGGGUAGGUUUGCACCACUAACUCAUGUCCCCUAAAGUAUGAAGUCAUCUCCCCUUGGACCAACUCGCUCUAACUCAAUUUACGAUCCUUCUAUCUCAUUCUUUGUCCCUUCAGUGCAGAUUUUACUGUCCCUUCACCUCUGUUACAAGGCCUCUAAAUCUUUUCGCAGCCCUUUACCUGUAACUGGUACUCCUGGAAAUCUUGAAAACCACAUGAGUCUUUCUUUCUUUCUUGGAAGUACAUCUGAGUCCUCUGAGUCUUUCCUGGCCUAGAUUGUUGAACUGGAUCAUUACGUAUCAUAUCUUCACAGCUCUGGGAUACUCUACCACAUGCAGCAGGUUACAGUAACGUAUUAUUUACUAACAUAUUACAACACUGCUUUAUCUGGCUUUGUCCUGCACUUUGAGAUCAGAGUCUUCGGAUUGUGUUUACAGAGAUUUUGGAUGAAUGGAGCUUCUAUUCAUGCAGCCAGCAGCUCUUAAAGACACCACAUUUCUCCUCUGUCCCUCUCAGUUUACCUCUCACUUCGUCUUUUUGCCCCCCCUCCCUCUCUCUCUCUACCUUCUUAUCACGGGGGAGGACAAAGGUUUAUGUGGGCCUUUCAUUCUGUCUCACAGUGAGAGAUGGCUGCAGUGGAUUGUGGGUAACAGAAUCCAGCUGUGUUGUAGGCGCUGUGUUUUUGUGCGUGUGUGUCUGCUGGUGUGAACAUGUGCAGGAAUGCCUGUGUGUGUGCGUGUGUUCAUGGCUGCGUGCUGCGCGGCUCUGCGGGUCUUGGGUGCGUGUUGACCUGCUUCGUGUCAUUUUGACAGCGCUGGUUUUCUUUCAUCAGGCGCCCUUAUCUGCACUCGUACAAAUAGCAGAGGAUAGACCGUGUGCAAUGAAGUCUUAGCAGCAGAAGACUCUGUCACUUUUAAUUAUGGAUCUAUGAAAGAGCAAAGAGGACUGGUUUUGCAACUCUAUGCUUUGUGAUUGUUGUGUAAUGCGGCACGAAACUGCCCUCCAUAUUUUGACUGCUCUGUUUUAUACGCUACAUGGCAGAUUCUUGGAUCCAUAUGUGGGGCACCUGGUCAAUAUCAAACAACAGCAGAGGACGAGAUGUUAAAAAAGAGAGAGAGAAAUAUGCACGCAGAGAUUGAGCUGUAAGCUUCUCUGUCUUUAUCUCUUCCUGUAUCCUUCUCGCUCAGACACUUAACCUGUCAUCCUUUAAUAAAGCGGAGCCGAUUUGAAAACAAAAGAGGUGUGUGUGAAGCAGCUCGAGUGGUGUCAAAGAUACAAAAGCUUUGUUGUUUCAAGAUUAUUUGAUGUACGGUGUUUUUUAGAGUUCAAAGCUCAUUUGAAGAUUUUACAUCUACAAAUUUUUUUGUUGUAGCACAAAAGUCCAAAACUGGAGGGAUAAAAGUUAACCGUCAGACUUGAAGAUGGAGAGGAAGACUAAGGCUGAUUAAGGAAUAUUGUCUUUAUUGUUUAAACUGAAUCCCACUUUGAUGCCCUUUUAUGAUCUCUGAAAGGAAACAAGACCAUCACAGAGCUGAAACAGGGCCAUCGUUUCACUCUAAAAAUAGAUGUGAGCGAAUUGUAAAAUGUAUUUAGGGGGCACAUAAAAAAGAAUCAGCCGAGGCAACAAAUGUUUUUUCAUGUAAAUACCGCGGCGAAGUUAGUAUUAGGUUUGAUAUCCGACAGGAUAUGUCUCUACCAGUGUCUUCUCACUCUCCAUAACCUGGAAUAGCAACAACAGCAUGGUUAAAUCUACUCGGCACCCUCGCUGUCAACGUCGGGUGUUGAAUUAGGGACCAUCAAUAAAUUACCGGUUGAUGUUCUCAAAAAGGCUGUUUUCCUGCAAUAGCUUCCAUGUCAUGCGACCAAUUGACCUAAAAUCGUUUUCAAAUAAUAGUACUAAUAAGACACUUACUAUUUGAUCAAUUUUCAUUGUCCGCCUAAAGUUCUUCAUGUGCUCCUAACUUUUUCAACGUGCUCCUUGUGAAAAAAGUUAGCGUCAAGCCCUGCAUCAGGCGCAAGAUUAAAAUGUUUUAUUGUAAUCUCUCAUUUCUGAAAUUUGUACAGAGCGGUAGGUGUCAACUGAAGAGCCAAAGAAACACAGAAAAUAUUCAUGAAAUAUAAUAAAGCUGAUGAGCAAACGUCGGCAGGAUAAAAUUUGUCAUCAAGCUUAGAGGGAGAGGUAAGCAGAGCCUGCUUAGUCCACAGGGGGCGCCAAAAUCGUCAUGAACCAACAGUUCCUUACAGGAGCUUUCAGUUCUUAAGAAGUUACUCAGUUUGAAGCAGGGAGAGGAAUGUCCUCACAUGGCCUCUUGUUUAGCAAGACUUCCUGCAAGGAUUUCAUCUGAUUUUAUUGGUUCCAGUUGAAAAGAAGGAGGAAAUAAUCAGUUUUAACACACUCCAUGACUGCAAAGGAGAAAGAGGAAUGAGAAAAAUCUUAAAGAUCAUCCUUACUUAUUGAUUUACUGAUCUGAAAAACAUGCCCAGAAGCUCACAAACAUAGUCCACAGACCUUUAGACUUGUCUCUGACUCCUUCUGGAUACUUGAACUUAGACUCAAACUCUGAGUCCUAAAGACCUGAUACAGACUUGAGCCGAUCUGACUCUUGACUACAACACUCUUUGAUCUGCUGGUCUUCAUGGUAUGGGAUCUUUAAGAGAUGUUGUUGUCAUCAGAGAUUUUAAGACAAAAAUAGACACUCACUGAUCCGUCCUCCAUCUCCUCACCUGUCUCUCCCUUUUUGUUACGGACUGGAUGGCGUUGAGUCACGUCUCUGACGUAGGACAGCGUCUUAAAGGGACAUGAGACCAUAGCCUACCUACACACAUCGGAAACCAACUUUUAUUUAUUUUUUUUUUUGACACCUAAUAUAUUGUCAUGGGCAAAAUGACGUUGGUUAUUGUCAUAAAUUUCGGUAUCAGUAAAUUUUCGGUUUAUCGCCCAGCCCUGGUGUAUAAAUUAGUGUUUUUCCCUGAAUUCAACAUGUUGUCAGAAAGGGCUUUAGCUCCAGUACAAGUCCUGACAGCAGGCCUGUCAGAGCAGCAAAGCCACAAGACCACAUACACAGUGUUUACUGGGGAUUAGAAAAAGCAGACACUUGUUUGGUAGGAGAAUCAAACCACAGUGUAAGAACUGUCAGAAGCAAAGCCUUCAUAUUUACCGGAUUAGUUCAUCCUCUCUUGAAGACAAUGAUUCAUCCAUUCAUUCAUAUUCCACUCAUUCUUCUUCAUAAUUAUCGAGUGAGCCAUCAGCAGCAGCACCCUUAAAGGAAUGAUCGGCAGCUCUCAUUAUGAGCCUGUUACUGUUCUAUAAACAGUCAGUGACUGCACACAAAAGAGGAUCCGGAUUCAUGAGAAGAGUGUCUUUAAACGCAGCUCAAACAAAAGCGAACAUACUGCACAUGGUGGUGUCACAGCGGCGAUGCUCUGUCAUCUCAUCAGUCAUUGUGUGCAUCAAGGAGUGCAUCGUUCUUUGUGUUAGCUUAAAAUAAAAGAGGUGUGUAUGAUGACAACAGGUACAUGUCCUUUGGUGGACGUCACAGUGACUUUAGCGACAUGAUGUCUGACAGUUUUUCCUCUAUCACACUCAAAAUACUGGAACACUGAUUUAAAGCUAAUCUGUCAACUGGCUCCACAUGUUCACAUUAAGGUUGAUUGACUGAUGUGUUAAGCUAGAAGCAGGUUGCGUUGCCUUUCUGUGAUCUAUCUCCAGCUAAUUUGGAUAAAAAUCUGUGACUGUUGAGCUUUUAACGUGAUUUAAAAGUUUAGAUUUUUGCAGGUUUACUCAUGUUUAGUAAAGUAAACUAUGAUCCUCUUUGCUGUGCUGUUACCUUCAGACAGAGUUAGCAGGUUAAAGGCCUGUUGUGGUCAACGUGGAUCAGGGAUUGGCCAUGUUUCUUUUCUUUUUAGUUGAUGAUAAAUCGAUAACCAAGGGGGAAUCCUCAUCUACAUGAACUGAUAAAAAGUUGAGAGUCUGCAUUUGGUGUUUUAGUUGUAAUUUACCAGAUGACCUGUGCUACUCCCGUGCAAAACAUCCUGUCUAUGGCUAUGAGUAAUGCAAGAAUGUAGCACCACUAUACAUUGAAGUUUUAUCAGAAUAUUCAAAGUCCAAAAUACUAAAUAUUUAACAGAAAUAAAUAUCCAGCAAUCUAGUAAAGAACAAAGAUGUUUGAUACCUUGUCCUUUGGCUGACAUCAACAAUGACAAUUUGAAAGCCAAACUUUUUUUUUAGGUAUUGUCGUCAAGCUUCAGACAUUCCUUAUUCCAACUGAAGGAUUUGCCCGCCAUUAUCAAGUUUUGGCACAAACAAGGUACCAACAAGUUUCAACAGAGAGACUUAAGCAGGGAUUAAAAAUAACUUUCCAAACACAAGCUCUGUCUUCAGUCUGUGGUUUACGACAAGAAAAGACAGAGUAAUGUAUCCAGUUCACUCCAAUCCUGUUCUGUUGCACUCCUUUCUUUUAUCCUUUUCCUGCCUAAUCAUUUCCAAGUGUCAAUAUCGUGUAGUUUAUCUCUAUGUAAAGUAAAAGGACUAUCACGCAACCUGGCUAGGUGCAAUUUUCACUUUGACUUCUCUGAUGAAGGUCUGUCAGGUCCAUUACAGUUGAAACUGCAGGAACCUUGCCUGUGAUGAGGAGGGUAAAUGGAGGAGACAGAGGGCAGAAGGAAAACGGAGGCAUGGGGCCCGGCUUCAAUAAACAUCUUAGGUUUCCUCCCAACUUCAACCUCAGGAGUCUUGGAGAGGGCAAGACUGUAAGGGCUGACUAACACAAACCAGGUCAGACUAAAGAGGGAAGUCGUGACGAGAGCAGAUUGAGAGAAAAUGAGUGGUGGACAGAUAUGCUCUACAUCAGAUGACGUGCAGUUCAGUUGUCUUGGUUUACACUCGACAUAAGCUAGCUCGAAGUUCAGCUCACACAUAAAAAGUUUGUGUUUAUAGUACUUUUUGUUUUUUUUAAGCUAACCUCAUAUUAAUCUUUUUUGUUUCAGCUGUACCUACAUUGUCUGACAGGAAAGCCUCCUUAGCUCCAAUCCCUAGCCCUAGAAAAUGCCUUGGCAAAUCCAUAUGCACACCAUGUAGCAGUCUCUCGUUCCCCUUUAGAUCCUUGCAUUUUCCUAUGUGGUGCCCAUGUUUCUGGUGAUAAGGUUAACAAAUAUGUCAAAGAUGUGAAACGGAAUAGGUAAGCGUGUUUCAACACACUCUUAGCAUAUUCUCUGAGUUUUGUAUGUUGUAGCCGUUUGGUGCUGCAAGUGCAGACAAAGGACUGUGAUACAAACACUGUGUAGAGGCUGAACGGGCUUUUCACUGACACCAGGAAGGGGGUCACCCUGGGUGGGCAAAACCAAACGUUUGGGCCUUGAGCCAUUGGGCAUUACCACAUCCAGGAUAGUAUAUAACAAAUUUCACUAUAUUGAAACAGUCAAUGGUAUUGUAUGGAUGUAUAUGAAUGUGUCUUUUGAACGAUGGUUUGUGGGUUGGGCUUUUGCUUCUAUAUCCUGUGUAUUGCUCUCUAGUGUUGUCCAAGUCUGUGUGCAGAGUAACAUACUUGAUUCAUGUUGGUUAUUUUGGUUGACUUCGUAAGAAAACGGUGAUUAAAAACCAACCAUUUUCUCUCCUUUUCUUGUCUUUCAGAGUAUAAGGCCUGAGGUCACCAUGCUGCCUCACCUCCUGCUCCUCCUCCUCUCAUUUGGUUUGGUGAUAUCCUCGGACUGUCCGGCAGACUGUUCCUGCACGGGCCAGGGUAUAUUCUGCAUUCAUCGCAAAUCAAACACUGUACCCCGUGUUCCCAUCACCACUCAAAAUCUCUACAUCUUCCAGAACGGCAUCAACACUUUGUCUCAAGAUGACUUAAAAGAUCUUGAAGAAUUGGAGAUGCUAGAUCUGAGCCAGAAUGAGCUGGCAGAGAUUCCAGAUGAUGUAUUUGGGAUGCUGGCAAAGCUGAAGAACUUGGACCUGUCAUCUAACCAAAUCACUCACAUCUCCAAAGGCAGUUUUUCUGGGUUAGUCCAGCUGGAGCGGCUGUAUCUUCAUGCAAAUCGCAUCCAAAGCAUCCAUUUGGAAGCUUUUGAUGGUUUAGAGAACCUCCUGGAACUCAAGCUUCAAGGAAACCUGCUCACCACUCUCCCAUCCAUAAGUUUUCCAAGGCUUUUGCUUCUGGACCUUAGCCACAAUAACAUCCCAAUCUUGGGACCCUCAGAUCUCCAGACUCCCCACCUGGAGGCCCUAAAGAUUUCCUCUAUUGGGCUUACCUCUGUGGAUGAGGAUCUCAUAGCUUCCCUUGGAAACCUCCAUGAGCUUGACAUAUCCAUGAAUCAGUUAACGGAGGUACCCCAAGCCCUAAAGCAGGACUCUCUCAAGGGGUUGACCAAGCUGAGUCUGGCUACAAAUCCAUUGGGUGAGCUCAGAGUUGAGGACUUUCACAAACUGACAGGACUUGUAGAACUCGAUCUCAGUGGACUCAAUCUCCAAGGAUUUCCACAGAGUUUCUUCCUGACCUUUCCCAGGUUGGCUCAACUUACAGCAGCUGAGAACCCAUUUAACUGCUUGUGUCCGUUGGCCUGGUUCCCUGUUUGGCUAAAAGAGAAAAAUGUGUUGCUUGGGAGGCCAGAAGAAACCAGGUGCCAUUUCCCUCUGGUUAAUGCUGGAAAGAAGCUUUCAUCCCUUGAGCACAAAGACUUCGGAUGUCCACCUUCCACAACAGUGCAGAUUGGCUCCCCAGUUGGAAGUACACCUGCUCCCCCGAUAGCCACCACAUCUCCAGAAACCACCCAUACCAACGCUAUCCCUCCCCCUCCACCUAGUGAGGAAACACUCUCUUCCAAAACGGAGAGCUACCCCCUUCCACCUCAUCCUCCUGUGUCCCCCAGUUCCACCAGUGGGGAAUAUGAACCACACAUCUGUCCACCAAACAUCUGCCUAAAUGGAGGUACUUGUAAUUUUGACCCACUAGGUCAACUCACCUGCCUCUGCCCAACAGGGACUUCUGGCCCCUACUGUGAAAAUGUGGAUGAGGUUCCUGAGCCACCAAAACAUUCAGUAACAGAAGGUUCUACAGUUGGCCCUGUGGUUCCCACUGAAGUUGAUGCUAUCAGCUCACGGCAAGUGACUUCCACAUCCAUUCUUCUUGACCUGCACCGCUUCAUUGAAACACGACCACACAUCCGUGGCAUUAGGUUGACUUAUCGAAAUCUCUCAGGACCUGACCGCCGGCCAAUUAUACUGAGUGUACCAGCAUCUUACCCUGAGUACACCUUACGUGGUUUGAUACCCAACUGCACCUACUCAGUCUGCGCCAGCCCCCUGGGUGAGAGAACCAGCUCUAGGUCUAACAGCUCUGCAGAAACAGGGUGGUGUACAGAAGCUCGCACUGACGGAGUUCCACUUACAUCAGUAGAGCCAAGGGUGGAGACGCAGAGCCAGCUGACGAACACUCUCAUCCCUGCCAUUGCUGCCUUGGCCCUUGUGCUUGGAUUGGCUGUGUUAGCUGGGACAAUCAUCUGUUUGCGGAAGAAGAAAAAAGCCAAGUCAGGAAUAGAGCUAGAGCUGGGCCCCGCUGACCCUGACCCCAUGGAAUUGGAAGGGAUAAAAGCUGGUCUAGAGAAUGGGGGGAAUGGUGCACUGCCCCACAUACAACCUGAGAUUGACCGCUGUCACAAUCCCCAAGCCCCUCCAUCAUUGCUACAAAACGGGGCAAUGGACUAUGAAGUACCCCUGAUGCAAGGACAAUGCCCAUCAAAUAACAAUCUAGCAUCCCUAAAGCCAUCAUAUUUCUGAGAUGCCAUCAACUCUCUCUUGAGAAAGAUUUUAGAGACUGGGCUUGCCCGUCUGGAUUUGUGAGGUCCUGCUACUGCUCACAUAGUGUUAAAGAAAAUCUAAUUUCAUUCCCAUAUCAGUGACGCAAAAGUGGCGCUUACAAUUCUUUGUUGUUCAAAAGGUAACACUGUGGAGAAUAUAAUGAUUUUAGAGAUACUCAGUAAGAAUUUAAAGUAAAAUCUUAUUGGGAAAGUGCUAAACCACUGAGGGGCAAGGUUCAGGAUGUGGUUAUAAGUCAUCUUACACAAUCUGAUUGUGAUGAACCCAAGACCAGUGCAAUCGACAAGAUGGGUCUAGUAGCAGACUGAAAACGGAAGUGCCUUUUUGCAUUGACAGAACUGUAACUGAUGGCUCAUUUUUAUUUAAACUCUUUGUAGAAAUGAAAACUUUGUGAAUGAACUAUAAUCCUGUUGCUGGAUUUGUGAGAUAAAGUGUAGGUAGGAAGUGCCCAGUCUUUGGGAAACACAACCAGAGGAGGUGAUGGUGGUUUCAGUGAAAGCAAGGAUGCUGGUGUACGACUCUUGGACUACACAUCCUGGUACUAAAUAGGUUUUUGACCAACUCCAGCUACUCCAUGGGACUUAUAGAUGAUGUUGCACUGAAAAGAAGUAUUUCUUUUCCCUUUUAGUGUCCUGGCCAUGGUUUGCCACAAGACUGAUGAUUGUGUAAGGAAUUGCAACAACACAAAAAUGAAUUGAGUAAACACUAUUCAAACUAGCAAUAGGUUGAUGACCAUUAAAGCUGUCUAAACUUCAUACUGUACUGUUGACAUUUGCUAAUCUGAAACAAAACUUCCAAGUUUCUUCACAUGUGGAUUUGGACUCUCCGUUGUCAACAGUCCACCAUUUUUCUCUCCACACAUCCAAAAGCUUUUGGCUCAGUGAAAGAUAAACUUGCUGUGAAAGAAAAAUGGACUGAACGAAGAGCCACUGAGAAUGGACUUUGCCUGCAUUGUUCUGUGCCAUGAUGGGAAGGCUGUUUUGUCAAGCUUACUUUAUGAUAUCCUUCUUUUGUCUUAUGGGUUUUUUUGUACUUUUGUGUUGUUUUUUUCUGCCGUUGAUCUCCACUCAGUAUUGUUUUCUUUGCAGAAGCUAUCAGUUUUACCCCUUGAAAAAAGCCCACCUCAGUCAUCACUGAGUUUUUGAUUUUCUUCGACUAUAUGAAAUCAAGCUUAAACCUUCCAGAUCUUCUUACAUCCAGUGCUGGAAUUGAUACUAACGUAGGCUUCUUGAGACCAGGAGUAUUAUUAGAGAUUAGAAAGACUAAAUAAAAUUCAGUCAUUUUAUAUUAUAUAUAGGUAAUGAUUGUAUACGGUUUAUUAAAAUGUGUCUUAGGAACUCACCAAGUGAAUGUAACACUUAAGUGUUGGACACUCUGCUCUCUCUGCCAGGUCUGCCAAUGCCACAUAAGAAAAACCACAGACCUUUUUUUGACCUCAUAAGCUCCCAAAUCUGUGUUCAAAGGCGCCUAGCCACAGAAUCCACCCCUAUAAAACAGCACACGCGUGCCGGGAACGGAAAGCAACUUCAAAGACUUCGGAGGCAAUUUGCUGCGAGUGUCUGUGAGAGUUUUAAGCACUACAGUUUCCUUUUGCUGCCACUGACCGUGUCAGGUCUGAGAUAUGGUCUAGACGGUGUUCCCCCUGCAGCUUUUAGUGCUUCCUCUUCUUGGCUCUGCGUGCCUCCACACCAACCAUCCAGUGUGUUUUGGUCAACAAGGGUUAUUGGCUUUUGUAUUUGGAGACUGUUUUGCUUGUUUACGGCUAACCAGACUGUGAAUUGUACACGCACCAUUCGUGUAUUUGUUGUCUUUUUCUUUCCAGGUCUGGGAAUGCCACAAUUAUUUUUAAAUCACUGCUAUUGUAAGAAAGAAUCCUGAAAUGGAGAGUUCAGUCGGGUUACAGAGAAAUGUAGUGUCCCAUUACAGUACACAGUGCUCGCUGAUGUGUAUUUCAAGAACAAAAGGGCCUUUAUUUUGCCUCUGAGGACUAUCAUUGUGCUUUAUUACAUUACAAACCAUGGAUGAAGAAAUAUGAAAUGUAAUGCAAUCAAUUUAGUCUGGUUUAAAAAAGACCUGUCAUGGUUGUCAGUGAUCUAACAGCAGAAACCUUGGACGACUCGCUCUUAUCAGUUUGUUUGUCCAGGUGUGUGUGCACUCAUAUGUGUCUGUUUUUUAUUAUCAUUUUUUAUCUUUCUCCUCCCGCUCCUACAGUACAUUGUCUGCUUUAUAAUUGAGUCCAUGCACUACACUCCGGCUCUGUCCAAAAUCAACUCACCACUCUUUGGCUCCACUACAGCCUUCAUUCUGUCCAUUUUCCAGUAUAAACAGAGACACAGAUGCUCAUAUAUCUGCUCUCGCUCACUAUAUCAACUGGAAGACUCUCUGAAUUGCUUUGGACAGCGAGAGGGAGCAGGAAAUGUUUGAAAUAUUUUCAACAUGCUUGUUACAGAACUUUCCCUGUUUAUUUUGGGAGAAAUUUCUUUUUUUUAAUUGUUUGAUGUUUGUCUAUUGUGUAUUUACAUGUUUGCAGAAAAGCAAUGCUGAGGAAAAAGGACAGUAUUAAAAAGACUUAAUUUUAUAACAUCUGUGUGUUUGCAUCUCAUUCUGGAUGGUGUUUUGCGAUGGAUUUCUAAUGCUGAUCUGCAAGUACAUAUAAGACCACUACAGGUAACAUUAUUUCUAUUAUUUCCUGUAAGAUUAGGCCUUUUAGCUUACUUAAUUCAUUAUUCACCUGACAGCUAUGAUCACAUAAUAAUCAAAAAUUUGACAGUUGUGAACAAUAUUUGAAGUUGACUGUUGGAAAAAAUGACAGCCAUAGAGGCGACCAAAAGGGCAGAUAUCAAGAAUUCUUCUCUCCAUCUAUUCAACUGGUCAGGAAACCUCCAACCAGGAAAAGACAGUAGGAGACAGCACUCUGUCCUCCGACACGUAAACAAUCAGCCAGUGGAUCUGACGUUCCAACAACACGCAAUCUGAUUGGUCAGAAGUGGACACGCAGUAUAUGAAACAUUGGAAAAAUUGACCGUGAGACGGAAAAAUAAAUGCCGCAAUAUCGCAGGACGGGAAAAUGUCGCUGAUGUGAAUGCUUGUAUUGACAGGAUACAGGUUCAAAAUAAAUAUUGAUGUCCGAAAUAAUCGCACGUAGCUCGCAAUCGUUUCAUUACUUUGAUCAGGAUGGUUUUGACAACCCAGGGUUCUGGCUCCUUUCCAUCAUGUUUGCUGCCAACAAAACAAUAAAAUAACUGGUCAUGGAGCACCGAACUGUCCCCGAACAUUCAGCACCUGAAUUGAAAAUAUCAGCAUCCUUUAAAAAGACAGUACAAAGAGAUGUGGACGCCACAGAUUCUCUUGUGGAUGCUAGCUUAAGCAUCUCUCCCAGCCUCCAAAACCAGCGCUAGCUCAUCUAACCCUGUAUGAUGUAGGCAUAUGUCAUACGGGGUAACAUAUGUCUACGUCUUAUGUCAUCUCCCCUCCCUGCCAAAGAGAAAAAGCUUGGGGAUACAAUGCGAGUUCUACCUGUCGAGUUCCACCCGACUCUCUCGGUGGAUUUCUGCUGCAGAAAAUAAUGAAAUGCUCUGUUGAUGUUUUAAAUUGGUACUCUUACAACUAAAUUACCGACUUACUACAAUGAAAGUGAAGUUAACCCGACACUUGGCAGGUCAGCUUGUAUUAUCAACUGGGAGUCUGACCAGAGAGAGAGGAAAAGAUGCAUAAUGAAAGUUCCUCUCAGUAGUUUCAGUCAGUCUUUUUAUAUAGCAGCUUUCUAAAUGAUACAUUUAUGUAUAUAUCCUACAGUGAAGGCUUGGAAAUCUCUCUCUUUCCGCCUGGAUUUAAGGAAUUUGGAUCUACUUGAGGCUAUAAGUCAGUUUAAAUGGACAUGAAUGUUGUCAAAGAGCAGAGUUUAACGAAAAACUUUCCAGCAACAACAGAAGCUGAUUACACACAGCCUGCAUCUCUCAGUACUUCAUUACACCCAUAAACACACACACACACACCAAACCUCAACCACAACAUGAUUACUCUGUGACGUUCUGCUGGUUUGUGGAUGAAGGUCAUUUUCUGUGUUUUCCGCUAAUAGCCAACAACAGAUGUGAGUGGAAAAUGUUACGAAUUAACACAAUUUUCCACGUAAUGGACGUCAUGUGUUUCCGCUGCUCUCCGCUAUUGGAUGUUUUCUUGAUGACUCUGCACUUUUACAUCUUAUUCAUCAGGGCAGGAGCUUCGGUGAGGGAAAACAAAUGUGACUGACUUGAAUUUAUCACAGGUUCUCUGUCUGAACCAGCGAGUGUAAAUUCAGACUAUCGGGUCAGCUAUUUGGACAGUCCUGGAUCGGUGUUAUGUCAUGGUUCAGUAUCCAUGGUAAUCAAAUAGAAACACUUGUGACUUUACUGAUCAGGUAUGUGUGCUCCGACAUAAAAUAACAGAGGUGCAAUCCAAACUAAGCAUGCUUCUGAGCUUUUGCAACCUUACAGGAAAAGAAAGUCUGUCAGAGGAGGAAAAGCACUGGUGGUGUCAGUAAUCAUAAUAAUUACGCUAUGUCUGGCUGAGAUAAUCAGGUAAUAUUCAGGGGGCGGAGACUUUCCUAGGAUACACAAUCUAUGUGCUGUCGUUUUCGGUCUACUCACAAUCUUCUUGAACUGUCCCAUUUUCAAGUUUGGAAGCCGUUCUUUUAAUCGUGAUGAGUUCAUGAGCUUUUUAUCAUAGAGCAGAAACAACAUGGAUGCUCCAAAGGUUAAAAAAAAUAGGUAAAAUGAUAAGUUACAUUUAAAGGGUGUAGGCAACAGUUACUAAAUCAACAACAUAUAAGUCAAAUACAGAGUUUCCCACAGUUGACUAAACAAUCCCUUUGCCAAGAAGUUUCUGGAUUGUAUUUUGAUGACAGCAUAUGUUGACAUUUAGCUGAAUUGUUUUGUUUUGUAGUCCAGACUUGUUCAAUUGACUGACUGAAUUUUAUCAUAACCCUGACAGUGCAUUCACCACCAUCCUUUUUUCCAUAAUUUUGUGUUUUUAAAGUUUAUGUAGAGUAAUAAUUUUGGAUUUUGGAAGUAGCAUUGACUCAGGUUAUUAUGAAAGAACAUGACAAUAGUUUUCCCUUUUCCUAUUGCUUUAAUGUAAUGCAUGAAUUCUACUUUUGUAGACCUUCCUUCCAAAAAAGCAAAAAUCUUUCACUAGCAAGGGCUUUUUUCUGUGUAAUUCUUUUAAAGGCCAGCUGGUGUUAGACAAACUUCAAAAGUGCUGUUCAUAUCUAAACAAACAAAAAUCACAAGCGGAGUUCCCCAAGGCUCCAUUCUGGGGCCUCUUCUGUUUAAUAAUUGUAUGUGCUCACUCAAUAAGGUUAUAGAAAACAACAAAAUAUAUUACUAUAACUACACUGACAUCGCACAGUUACAAUGUCACCUUAAAGGUGGGGUAGGCAAGAAUCCGUUAAAGAAGCAUGUUUUUUUGUGGUGUAUAUAUAAAAAAGCUUUUAAUAUCAGUCAAUACCUAUUAGUCAUUGAUGACAUUUGGUAAUAUGAAGAUAUCGCUGUGUUUUGUGUUUUGUCUGUGUAGUCAACUUUUUGAAUUUUCAGAGCACUCCGCUCUUUCUGACUCUAAACAAAGCCAUUCCCCACCUCCCCGAUCCUGAUUGGUUGUGAGGCGGACGCUGCUCCCCUGUGUCGUUCACGAGCCAAACAAAGACAGAAGAAACCAACCAGAAAGUACAGAAAACUUUCUAAUCUUCCUUUAGCCACGACUGCCAACACAAGCAAGAAAACAAAUUAAAUACCAGAGACUGGAGGAAUGACAGCACUUAAAAAGGAGGUAGACCACCCGGACAAGAGCUAAGAAGCCGAGUCAACAAUCAUGGGGGACACUUCGGGAUCUUACAGACCCUGUAA